ACAUAUAUAAUAAAAAUUAAAUAAAUGUAGAGAAUUUGUAACAAUCCUUAUAAAUGACAAUAGUACAAUAUAUUGUAUUAUUAAUAAUAAAUUUGCGAAAAAAAGUGUACGUGUAAUAUAUAUAAUAUACACUUUUAAGAACGGUUUGUUUUCAAGUGGCAUAUAAUAUUUUAAUAGAAAGGUUCAGAUUAGGUUUUGCAUAAAUUGCAGACAUGAAUAAAUUACGUUUAUGUUUAACAAAUCUUGCAAGUAUAAAUUCAAUAAACUAUGGAGGUUACAGACACAUCAAGCGAUGGGUAGCUCCAACUAAGAAAGAAUUAAGUCGUAGAAAAAGAUUGUUAAAAGAUGAAACUGUACCAAAGCGGAAUACUUUUAUCGAAUGGAACAGGGAUGCCGAAAUAUUUGCAUUUAAUGAGAGACUGAAAGAAAAGUUUAAUAUAGAAAAACUAAAUCAAGCAUUUGUACAUAAAUCAUAUAUACUCGAAGAAUUGAAAAAACAAGAAGAAAUGGGCAUAUCAGAUCCUAAGCUUGAUAUACAAGACAAUGAAGAAUUUAUUAAAAAAGGAAAAGAAAUAACUUCAGAAUUUAUAAAAACACAUUUAGGAGAAGAACUGCCAAACCUUCCUGAAUUAGGUAUCAUGGCAUUACAUGAUUAUCUUAUGUCUCAAACAAUUUUGGCAAAGGCAUCUUUACAUAUUGGAACAAAGGAUAUUAUCCUAACUGCUGAACAUCCAGCAAACGAAGAAACACUAGCUCAAACGUUUCUAGCAUUAGUAGGAGCACUUGCUGAAAGUGUCAAUAUUGAUCAUGCAAGAAAUUUUAUUAAAGAUUUCUUAAUAGUAGGAUUAGCAGAGAAAGAUCUUACUGAAAUAUGGAAUCCAGUACAGCCAUUUGAAAUGUUACGUGAUUUCCUGUCUAAAGAAACUAAUACAUCUAUAGAAGCACGAAUAAUUGGAAAAGCUGGAACAAAUACUAUUUUAUCAGCAUAUCAUAUUGGAAUUUAUUCAAAUAAAGAAUUUUUAGGCUCAGGAUUUGGGCAAACCAUAGAAGAAGCUAAAAAUGUAGCUGCUUCUAAUAUACUAGCCAAUAUGUUUGGUAUAUCAGAAUCAAGUCAACCACUACAGUUUAAUAAAUAAAUAAAUGUAUUCCUCUUAAAUACAAUUCUUGUAGAAUAAGUAAAUAUAUUAAUACAUGUAUAAUAAUUACAAUUUUCAUUGUAAAUAUUUCAUUCUUAUAAAUACUUUUGUUGUUGUUUCCAAUGAUAAGUUUGAUGUAUAAAAUAAAUAUUUUACAACAUAAAUGUUAUAUUAAUAUAAUUCAUAGAAAGUGUAAUAUAGGUGGUAAUAUAAUGAUUAAAUUUAUUAUACAUGCAUUUAAAAAUUUAAAA
Molecule: messenger RNA, 1387 nt
Organism: Megachile rotundata (alfalfa leafcutting bee)
Lineage: Eukaryota; Metazoa; Arthropoda; Insecta; Hymenoptera; Megachilidae
Gene: mRpL44
Product: mitochondrial ribosomal protein L44
Biological process (GO): RNA processing; mitochondrial translational elongation
Cellular component (GO): nucleus; mitochondrial large ribosomal subunit; microprocessor complex
Molecular function (GO): double-stranded RNA binding; ribonuclease III activity
Source: RefSeq, a predicted model, not a curated record